AUAUUUGAGAGAACAGUUUUUAAGCAACUUACGCCACUAUGUACUGUAUUAACAUGAACUGAUGCGGUUAACUGGCUUUCAGAUGCCCAUAUCACUACUACCACCAGUAUAUCCAUCAAAAUCACGAGACUCCUUAAACCUAAGAACAAAAAUUCAUCAGCCUCCUGAAUCAGGAGGAAAGAUUAGUAGUGCUGCUAGUGAAGCUGCUUUACAUAGAUGCAGAUUAUAUGAAUUGCGCCAGUCGUUUCUGGGGAUCCCUACUUCAAAAGACCCUUGUCCUCAUUGUCAGACAGGAAUCUCUACGUGUACAUAUGUGAGCACAGAUAAUCACCCUUUUUAUACCAGCCCUGUGGGUAGUUCAGGAUGCACUGUUUUAAAUUCAGCAAGGUUUGACCGUGGUUCUUGCAUUUAUGUAAGUACCCCUGAUAUUGAUUGUCUUUCUUCUGCCACUGAAUCAGACAAACUUCGUGAAUCUGUAAAUACGUACCGUAAAACUACUCAAAAGCAGCCUUCACUAAGCUAUUAUCCUAAUGUUGAAUACGAUCAACUUGAUAAGGCUGAUCAACUUCCAAGUCCUAACUAUUCAUCCUUUAUUUAUUCAAAUCCUCUUACAUCAUGUGAAAAAUAUGCGUCUAUAGGAUCUUCUUUGUCUGAGAAAUUUACAGCAAAGCCCAAUUUAUUUGUCAGUAAGGCUGGGUUUUGUCCUUUAACUCCAGAAGCCGUUCAUUUAUCCUCAAACGAGUUCGCAGAAAGUUCUAGUCCCUCAAAUUCUGACUGUUCUCAUGAAUAUUUUGCAUCUGAUGAGAAUCUAAACUGUCCGAAGUCCAACAUUAAUAUUACUAGUUUGAAAGAUGUAACAUGGUUAUCUGAACAGUGUAAAAAGAGUGAGGAUAUCCAAAGUUUUUCGCAUCGAUUUAAUAACAAAAGUUCGGAACCAAGGCACCGGUUUAAUAAAUAUAAAGGCGGAUGUGAUCAACUGAACCCAAAUUUACAUUAUUCAACAACUAGUUGUUUACCUAUGUCAAACCCUUCAUCUAAAGACACAAGAAAGUCCGACCGAGUUAACAGUUAUAAUUUUAAGACCAUUCAAUCACAUGAUUUACAUAGAGAUAAUACAAGUGAUUGUUCUGUAUCUAUUGAUAGAAUAAAUAAAGACGAUUUUCCUUAUAAAAAUAAAUAUGCAUCUGUUUUGCCUGCUAAUCUCGAGCUUAGCACAACACAUUCACAUUGUGAUGACUCACAGCUUCGUUCAUCAAAUAAGUCUGUGAUUGGUCGCUGUUUUUCGGUCUCACCCAACCGUCGGUUGUCACACUCAUUAUCUGUUUCUCGGGACAAUCGAAGUAAUGCAAUGGUUGAUAUGAGUGAAAAAGUUUGCACAAUGGCUAAUUCAAACAGCUUCACAAACGGACCUAUUUAUAACAAAUGUCUUGAUGAUGAUAUACAAAAUCAUGUAAGAUCGUCAAACCAACGUUCAUCGUGUUCUUCAGUGCCCUAUAAUAAGACAGAUCAGAAAAGAAUAAGUUCUGAAUCACUUUCUUUGAGCGAUAGUCAAGAUAUAAUGUAUUUAUAUUCAUAUGAACAUAAUAAUAAUGGUAAAUAUAGGAAACAAAGAAGUGGACAAAGUAAUCAACCGAAAAACAAUGACAAUCAGAUGCGUGUCGAUUCUAUACUAGAAAAGCAAGACAUCUCGAAAAAAUGUACUAAACCAGUGUCAAGAAUUACUGUGGAAUGUGACGUCUUUCAUCGGAGUCUUGAACUUAAAAAUAUCCCCACAGAACAAUCUAGAUCGCAUAGAAACCAGAAUAAAACCUCUUUACAGAAUAGUGUUAUGGUUAAUGUUUCAAAUCAAAGCAGACAAUUAGCUUUGAUACAGGCACAUGCAUUAAAAUGUACUGACGAAGAUGGGAUUUCUUUUGAAACUAGUUUAUCAUCAUUGCCAUCCUCAGCGUUAUCAUCUUUUUGUCCAGGUAACACUUCUCUAGUUACUGCUCAUUCUCAUAACAUUGGUCGUUUGAAAGUGACUCUACCUGGUCUUGCAGUUGAUCAUUUGUCUAAUAGUCAUCACUCAUCCGACUGUUCAACGCGUGGUUCAAUAUCUUAUCAGUCUAAUAAUAAUCGUAAUCCAAAAUCACAAAACCUAAAUUUUAGAGGUACUGUCACAGCAGAUGCUUGUAAGCGACGUCAUGGGAGACUGAAUACUGAAUCCUCUAAAAGCUGUAAAAACAGAAUAGAGAUAUCUGAAAGCUCUUCUAGUCAAUCGCUUUCUCCAUCCUAUGUCAAUGUAUUACUUCCUGCUCAGUCAUUUGAUUUGUCAUCUGGAUUUCCUUCUUCAGAUAAUCUGUCUACUAAUAGGAAUUUAGAUACCAUUAAUAAGCGCUCACCACGGCCUUCAUCAGGCCAUUCAAGAACCUAUCAAAAAACCCAGGAUUUGGAGAGAAAAAGUAUGCGUCAAAGUAAUUCUCGACAUAAUUUCAAACCUGUAAAUAAGGAAUCUCAAAUCCAUAAUCUUGUUCCUUCAAAAGUUUGUCGUGUUGGUCAAUACAUAUCUGAGUCUUCUUCAAUAUUAUCUGUAAAUGAUCUGGAUGACAUAAAUGAUCCUGAGAAGUCUCCUGUAUAUGUAAGUGAGGAUACACGAGAAUAUGACUAUAUCAGAAAAGACCAUAGAAAAAUCUCAAAGUUGGCUGCAAAAAUAUCUCAUUAUCUGGAAAAGGGUAGAGAGGCAGAGGUUAAAAACUUUGUGAAUAAAAUACUACGUAAACCCGAAUCAAGGCGCGUUGUUGACGAAUUGAUACGUUUAUGUGGAAAUGAUCUUCACAAAGUUCUCAAUCUUAAUCAAAUGGAGACACUGGAAAAUUUGCAAAAAAAUUCAACUCCUUUGAUUCACCUUGGAGCUUCACUUUCUGACUUAAGGACGUCAUACACGCUUGAUUUCAAUCCGUACAGGAAUGUCAAUUCACAUAGGCGAGGUAGCUGUGGAAGCGUACUGUCUUCACCUUGGAAUAUUACCUCUUACGACCGUUCUUGGGCUCCUGCGUCACAUAAUCGGUCUACUCUUGGGUUUCCCAAUAAAUUAUUGCCGUUUCAGAGAAAGCAUACUUCUUCCUUAUACUCACCUAAUACUAUUCGUUACAUUGAGUGGCCUUCUAAUGGAUGUAUUCGAAGCAAACCACCUUCACUGCCACCGCCACCUCCUCCUGUACCUCCAGUUUUGUUUAAGACAACAAUUUUACCACCGGACGAUCGAAUUCAUGCUAUAGAUACGCAUGCAAUUGAAGUUACUAAUCGCGUUCAUAUGACAUUCUCUGAACUGAUUUCUGAUUUAACCACUGGUAUGGAUAACGAAGUUGAAGUUAUACGUUCUCUUUACCGAUGGACAACUGGUAAGGAUAUCAGAUGUGAAGAUUAUGAUCCAGAAGCCCCAUCUGAUUCAUUGAUUGGGAUGUUGAGACGGAUGAAAUACAAUCAGUUAUCGCGUAAUGAAAUAUUUUAUGAACUAUGCCGGUAUGCUGGAUUACAAUGUCAAUAUAUAACUGGUUAUUCUAAAGGUGCUGGAUAUCGUCCAGGCAUGCCAAUAAGAGAUAAUCAACUUUUUCGCAAUACCUGGCUUGCAGUGUACAUUUGUGGUGGUUGGCGUUUUGUAAAUUGUAAUUGGGGUGCUCGAUAUUUAUCAGAAAAUUUACCAGACAGUCGUUCAUCUGAAUGUGAUGAAUUUUAUUUCCUAACUGAUCCAGAACAACACGUUUUUGAGAAUUUACCUGAUUUAAAAGUAUGGCAGCUAUUACGCAAACCAUUGAGUAUGGAUCGAUUCUGUCAUUUACCACUACUUAAAUCACCGUUUUUCAAUGCUAAUCUAUUUUUGAAAAAGAAUUAUUCGGAUUGUUUAGUUACCAAAAAUGGACAGGUGAGUGUAAAAAUAAAAAUGUCGAAAUUUGUUGGCAUUUCCUGCAGCUUAGAAAACUGUGCCGAUCGUAGUAUUCUGUUAGGGUUAUGCUUAGUCGAAAUCCUGUUACGACCAUCAGGAACUGUACGCAUUGAAGCCGCUCCAUCACAACCAGGAAAAUAUUAUUUGAAUGUUUAUGUUUCACCUGAUUGGCGGCGUGAAGACAUCAGGGAGUUGGCAUGUUCAUUCCAGGUUAGCAGUUGACCAUUUUAAAUCUGUUUCUCAUUUUAACACUUGAAUCUUUCAGGCCAGUUGACUAAUAUAAGGUCUGUAGGACUUUAUAUUAUCAUAAUCCGUUUUAGGUUUUCGGAUUUGUAAAUAGUUCACAAAUAAGUAAUUUAUUCAUUGAAGCUCUUAUAAAUUGUCUAAAUGAUAUCAAAACAUUAUCAUUAAACAAAUUUCGGUAAUUAAUGAUUACAAAAUAUUGUUUUAAUUAGAAUUAGAAAAUCAUAAGUUUUUGUUGGAUUUUAAUAUCACUAAUAUCAAAUGAUCACUAUGGUGGAGCUUUGGCUUAGUGAUUCAAGUAUUUGACUUUCAGCCACUAAAUCUCAGGUUCAAGCCCAGCUCCAACCACAUUGGGUUGGGCAACCAAUUAAUAUAAUUAGCUCCCACACUUAGAGUGUGGCUCAUAUCAAAGUACAUGGAAAAUGAGUUAAUCUGAAGUCUAUUAUGGUAUUAAUUUGUGAUUUUAUUUAUUGCACAAUAGUUUCCUAGAAUCGUUCGUACACAAGGAAUUUAGAAAUAAACGUAAGUCUAUUUUUCUCUUAUAUUAGUGCCUGUGUUGUUGAUCUGAGUGCUAUUUUACCCAUUAACAAAACUUUUAUUUGUAUAUAAUUACCUGUUUAACUAAACGAGUUUGCAGUGACAUAAGAAUAUAGCAAACUGUUUCAGUCAUAACCGGUAUAUUUAUAUCUUUUAUGAUUAAUAAGUUGACAACUGUUUUCAGAUUUUUAUAAUUACAGUUUUUGUUUGCGUUACUCUUGUGUACAUAGUUUUUGAAAUUUUCGCAAAACCUUGGCUUGAGUUUUUUUGUUUAAAAUCUUAAUGAUCAUGGUAUCAUAUCACAUCUUUAUUUUUUAUGACCUUUUUGUUUUUCUUCCACAGAUUCAUUGCUCAGAAUAUAAUUAUUCUCGUCUAGUUGUGACUGGUCGAUUGCCUGAAGUUGGCUUUCUUGGUCGUACACCUGCUUCAGAACUCCAUGGCGUGCUAAUGGUACCAGAAGGUGAUGCGUCAGAUGGUCGACCAUACAUUGUACACAGUGAUCCAAGACCUCUGAAAAUUCCUUUUGCCAUUGCUCCUGGUUUAAAGCUAUGCCACCAAUUAAAAUCGUUUGAUCGACCAGGUCAUCAAAUGGCAGAUUGUGAUAGUUAUGCAUUGCUUCAAAUGAAACCAAACCAUCACAGUAGUAUUACGCAUUCAAAGCCGUUCAAAUCUCAGGCUAAUGCCUAUUAUAACGUUCGUCUACCUGUUCAAGCAUUUUACUACUUGACUAUUUAUGCUUUUAAUGAAAAUGAUAUUGUCAAAGAUCAUCUAGACUGUGUGUAUCGUAUUUUAAUUGAUGCACGUAACUGUCGUUCUUCUGAGUUAAUUCAGGCUUAUCCGCGUCAAACAUUUUGGUGGGUUCAGUGUCGAUUAAUUGAACCUAAACAUCAGCAUUUGUUCAUUAAUCGAAAUUAUAAAUUUUGUCUAGACGCUCCUCAAUGUGAUUCUGUAGCUGUUGUAAUCAAUGGAUCAGAAUGGCACUUCCUUACUCCAUCUUCACCAAUAUCACCAUCUAAACUUCAUUCACCAUCUGGCAAUAAUCAUAGUGGUCGUUGGAGUGGUAAAAUUUAUACUGGCAAAUGCUUGGGACAGCUAUCUGUGUUUGGACGUAUACCUCAUAUUAAUAAAUUUAAGGAGAUAAGUUUAGAAAAUGAAUGCAGAAUAAUUAAUGAUUCCAUGCAUGGGGGUUCUAAUGGUAAUGACCAUGCAAAUAAUACUAAUACUACUACCACUAAUAAUAAUAACAACGAUGAAGAUGAUGAAGAAAAUUCCUAUAUUAAACUUUUAGAUUAUAUUCUCGUUCAAAAAGAAUUGUUUAGCUAACAGUCUGUUUAAGUUUACUAAUAAUUAUCCUUACAGUUUAUAACAUCUAAUCAAACUGAACACUUCCAUUUUCUGUGGAUAUUACUUUUUUUAUUACCAAUUAUAUUCUUCAGAGUAGCUCAACUGUUAAUACUACGUGUUUCAAAGUACAAUAGUUAAUAAUAAUCAUGUUUAUUAUGUAUUAGUUGAAUAUAUUUUGUGAAUUCCUUACUUCCACUAUUUAUCAUCUGUGUAUUUAAAUGUCUAUAAAAAGAAAUAAUUGAAAUUAUGCUCUCACAAUUAUUCUUCCACUUAUGUGUGAUAAAAUUUAUUAGUUGUUUUUUUUUUUACUUAUUAACAUUUAUUUAUUUACUGUUAUUUUGUUAUCGACUAGCUAUUUUGCGUGUAUUUAGUAGUUUUACGUCAGUUUAAUUCCGAUUGAAAAGAGAUUCACAUUAAAGUAUAAUAUGUAGGGAGAGGGGGGGAGAAUAACAAAAAGUGUUGACUUUUGACUGUAUUUAUUACGCUUCACUAUUUCUUUUUGUUUGUGAGAAAAUUUAUCCCACUAACUGACUAAAAUAUGAUGGAGAUUUUUUUUUCCAUUCCUAGUUGAUUACUUUGGUUUCCCAGUCGAUUGAUUUCUCUCUUUGGUGGUUAGUAAAAAUACUGCAUUAAAUGAUAACAAUCACUUAUUUUCUUUUGAUUGACGCAUAAUCUGAACUUCAAUCGACUCUCAAUGACUAUGCACAGUUUAACAGUUAUCUAGAGGAAAUGUUUUUCUUCUGCUAAUAUUAUCAAUAAUAAUGCUGACAAAGAGAAUUUAGCGAAGAAAAUUUUGAUUUCGACGAAACCAUUUACUUAAGUUGUACACUCGUAUUUAUAGUCAUAUGGAAAAUAUUUCUAUAGAAGGAUAGAAAUGACUGCAUCAUAAAUUGAUUCCAGACUUAUUACCAGAUGAGGUUACGCAAGAAAAUUUUCUACGCUGAAUUCUAUUUUUGUUCAGUGACACAACGGGUUAUUUUAAUAAUGCUAUUAAUUUAAUAUUUUUAUUUGAUUCGAUUUUAUUUUCUUUUUUAUUGAAUAUAUGAUAAUAAUAAAAAGAGGGCUACGUAAUUCUUUACGCACACUCAAAAAGAAACAUUUAUUCUUUCGGAAAAGUUUUCUGACUCUCAGUUGAUUAUUAUUUCUAAUUUAUUCACUAAAUUCUAUGCAUAUUCAUUUUAACUGUGUGCAUAGCUAACAUGUAAUUAGUUUCUUUGUUAAUUGUUUUCCUCUUGCCUUAUUAUUGAUUAUGUAGUUUUAAAACAAUUAAUAAUGCGACGGGUAACUUUCAGUCUCCAACUCUUAUUAAAGUUUGUUGAUAUAAAGUGAAAGAAAAUACUGGAAUUUAUAUAUUUGGUCGUUUUUCCUUCUUUUCUCAUCACUUACGUUUGUGUAUUGUGUAUGAUACGAUACAUUUGUGCUUACUUAAUUAGUUUGACUGUUUUCAUAUUGUUUACUUAUGUUUGAAUAUAUAAUGUAUACGGAGGGCAAUAAUAUACUUUUGUUAAGCAGCUGUUGUCAUCUAAAGGCGCGCGAAUACUGUUGGUAUUUAUUUAUUUUUUAGUGUUUGCUAAUUUAAAAAAACACUGUCAUUUGGUAUUCAAUGGUUAAAUAUGACUAGUGGUGAACA
Molecule: messenger RNA, 7676 nt
Organism: Schistosoma spindalis
Lineage: Eukaryota; Metazoa; Platyhelminthes; Trematoda; Strigeidida; Schistosomatidae
Source: the annotation of a GenBank genome assembly